AUGAAGGAUUAGAAGCCUCAUUUAACUUUAUUAUACCCUAAAAAAUCAUUCUUAAGUUUUAAAAUGAAAACUCUUCCAUCAAAAGAUAAAAUUUGGUAUUCAAAAAUUAAAAUCUAAUAUACAAUCAAUCACUAUCAUAAAAUGAAAAAAUAUUCAGAAAAACAGUACUCUUAAUAUAAUAUAUUUAAGCAUUGCUUUCAAAGUAAUGUCAAAUGCUUCAGACCUAAUAAAAUCAAGUCCUUUUGUCGGAUUGAUAGGUCCAGAGUAAAUAGUAACUAUUAAAUUAAUUGCUAAAGAACCAAUUUUUGACAGUAAAUUGUCUAUUUAUAAUAGAUUCUGUAAGAAUUAAGAUUAUUUCAAUAAAUAUUGAUAAGCCUUAAGAGUUAAGGGAUUAAUAUGAAAUAAUGGAUUCUUUUAAAUAGGUAAAAGAUUCUACAAUAGAUCUUCCUAAUAUAAUUUUAAAAGUGUAAAAUUUUAUUUAAUCGGAACCAAUAUCAUAUGUAAAUAUAUUACUUAUAUUUAUAUAAGAUUACUUCAUCAAGCGAUCGCAACAUUUCUAUAUAUUUGUCAAAUAUGUCAUAAUUAAAAUAAAACGAAAGCUCCCCAAAAUCUGGAUUUUAUAAAUUAUAACUUAGUUCAAAACAAACUAAGGAUUCCCUGUAAAUUUCCCAAAAUUUUCAGAUUGAGCAAUCAAUAUAAAUAUUGAAAGAUUAAUAAUAAACUCUAAUAAAUGAAAUAAGGGAAUUAAAUAAAUAGAUUGUUUAAUUAAAGGCAGAAAAAAAUAUUUCCUCUGAAGAGGAUUAAGAUGAUUAAAUAAAAUUUACUUUAUUUUAAUUGAUUAUUCUAGCAAUUGUUAGCCUAUUGAUGGGAUUUUAUUUUUCAGAAAAUUGA
Molecule: messenger RNA, 891 nt
Organism: Paramecium sonneborni
Lineage: Eukaryota; Ciliophora; Oligohymenophorea; Peniculida; Parameciidae
Source: the annotation of a GenBank genome assembly